CCACAGUCACCGCCACCACCACAAACCGCGCUCAGUCUUCACCAGAAGCUGAAAAACGCCGCCGCCUUUGCUUCAUUUUCAGUCUCUCAACAACCGCAGACCCGCCGCAAUGUCGAGAAUCUGCGUCAAGAAUCUACCGAAGCACGUCGACGACAAGAAGCUCCGGGAGAUCUUCUCGGAGAAGGGAGAAGUCACCGACGCCAAGCUCAUGAGAACCAGGGAAGGCAAGAGCCGCCAGUUCGCCUUCAUAGGGUUCCGCUCUGAGCUUCAAGCUCAGGAGGCCAUCAACUACUUCAAUCGGACUUUCAUCGAUACCUACCGGAUUAGCUGCGAGCUCGCUAAGAAGGUCGGCGAUCCCGAGAUUCCGAGGCCGUGGAGUCGCCAUACUAAGGAGAAGGAGAAGGAGAAGAAGAAGGAGAGUGAAGGCAAUGCCGUGGCGGCGGAGAAAAGCCGAAAAGGGAGGAGGAGUGAGGAGGAGGAGAUUGAUGAUCCUAAGCUUAAGGAGUUUCUGGAGGUGAUGCAGUCGAGGGGUAAGUCGAAGUUGUGGUCUAAUGAUACUUAUGUCGAUGCGAAAAUCGAGAAGAAGAGAGAGCAAAUGAGGGAGGUGAAGGAGGUUAAGUCGGCGGCGGCGACAGAUGUGGAGGUAGAGGAGGAGGCAGAGGAUGUGGAGAAGGAGGAGUCACACAAUGUGGCCAAGGAUAAUGUGGUUUCGGAUAUGGAUUACUUCAAGAGUAGAGUGAAGAAGGAUUGGUCGGAUUCCGAGAGUAGUGAGAGUGAUGAUGAGGAGGAGGAGGAGAAAGGAGACGAAGAGGCUGAGGUGGAUGAAGAAGAGGCUGGAGAGGAAGGUGUUCAGGAAGAUGAAGAUGGAGAAGUGCUUGCGCAGAGUGAUCCUGCAUCUGUUUCGAAGGAGGAGAAGGAUGAAAUGCUUGAUACUAGUCGGCUUUUUGUUAGGAAUUUGCCAUUUUCAGCAACAGAGGAUGAGUUGGAAGAGCAUUUUAGCAAAUUUGGGGAUGCAAAAGUUCAUCUUGUUAUAGAUAAAGAGUUGAAUCGGUCCAAGGGAAUUGCUUAUGUUCUUUACUCGCAGCCAGAAUCAGCACAAAGGGCACUGGAAGAAUUAGAUGGUUCAAUUUUUCAAGGAAGACUUUUGCAUGUUAUGCCAUCAAAACAAAAGCACCCAGCUCCAGGGGCUGAUGAUUCAGCAAACCAAGCUUCAAAGUCGCUUAAGCAACAAAGGGAGGAGAAGAGGAAAGCAUCAGAAGCUAGUGGAGAUACAAGAGCCUGGAAUAGUUUGUUUAUACGCACUGAGACAGCUGUUGAUCACUUAGCUCGAAAGUUUGGGGUGAGCAAGAGUGAUUUUCUUGACCCUCAAGCUGAUGAUGUCGCCGUACAUGUUGCUCAAGCAGAGACACAAGUGAUUGCACAGACAAAAAAAGCUCUUACAAAUGCUGGUGUAAAUAUAGAAUCUUUAGAGAAUUUUGCUGCCAAGAAAGGUGGUGAUAUGAAAAGAAGCAACCAUGUUUUACUAGUGAAGAAUUUGCCAUAUGGUUCUUCUGAUAGUGAACUAGGAAAUAUGUUUGGGAAAUUUGGGACUUUGGAUAAAAUCAUUAUGCCUCCGACUAAGACAUUGGCCUUGGUUGUGUUUUUUGAACCUUCUGGAGCUCGAGCAGCUUUUAAAGGUUUGGCGUACAAGAAGUACAAGGAUGUUCCUCUGUAUUUGGAAUGGGCUCCUGGCAAUGUUCUUAGUCCAAGUCCAACAGCUGAGAGCAAUGAAAAGAAGAAUUCUGCUGUUGCUGAACAAAAGCAACCGGUGGGAGGAACUCCAGAUGAUCUUGAUCUUGAUCCUGAUAGAGUUGAGUCACGAACUUUGUAUGUCAAGAAUUUGAACUUCAAGACCACUGACGAGAGCUUGAAGAAGCAUUUUGAACAAGUGAAGGAGGGAAGAAUAUUAAGCGCCAAGGUGAAGAAACACAUGAAAAAAGGGAAGAAUCUUUCAAUGGGAUUUGGUUUUGUAGAAUUCGACUCUGUGGAGACAGCCACAGAGGUUUGCAAGGGUUUGCAGGGAACAAUUUUGGACGGCCACCAACUUAUUUUGCAACAUUGUCAUGCCAAGCAAGAUGAUGUGCUGAAAAAAGUUGUGAAGGACAAAAGUUCAACAAAAUUACUUGUAAAAAAUGUAGCCUUUGAGGCUACAAGGAAAGAGCUUCGACAGUUGUUUAGUACAUAUGGCGAGAUCAAAAGCUUACGGUUACCAAAUCGGUUGGGACAGCAUAGAGGCUUUGCAUUUGUGGAGUUUGCCACAAAGCAAGAGGCAGAAAAUGCCAUUCAAGCACUUGCAAGCACUCAUCUGUAUGGUCGCCAUCUGGUUCUGGAGAGAGCAAAGGAAGGUGAAACUCUGGAAGAUUUAAGAGCUCGAGUAGCUGCUCAGUUCACAGAUGACCAAAAUACUGUUUCCAGGAAAAGGAAAGCUGUCGCAACCUUGGAUGAAGAUAACAUGAGAUUUGAUAUGACCGAAUGAUGAGUAGUUUUAGAUAUUUGGCGCGUGCAUUCGUGUGAAUUUUAGUUGUACUUCAAUGCUAUAGGUUAUAGUUCAUCUAAUAUAGUUAAAGCUAGCUCCGAUUUUGCUGUGUAGGGGCUGCUGUGUUCAUUUUAUCACUGUGGUACUCGGUUUUGUGAGCCAUGGGUUAUGACUAAAAGAAAACAUUUAAUCGUUGAUACCUUAAUUCUGAUG
Messenger RNA from Argentina anserina (silverweed cinquefoil), 2728 nucleotides. RefSeq names its product multiple RNA-binding domain-containing protein 1. The transcript has 12 exons. Gene Ontology annotation, molecular function: mRNA binding. Lineage: Eukaryota; Viridiplantae; Streptophyta; Magnoliopsida; Rosales; Rosaceae. The record is from RefSeq and is a predicted model, not a curated record. Bases 110 to 2515 code for a protein of 801 amino acids. Gene Ontology annotation, cellular component: nucleus.